AUGGCACAGCUCGACUCACUCCCGGGGGAGGUCCUAGAGAACAUCCCCCUGUUCGCUCGAAACGCGCGACAUGUGGUCUUGGUGUCGCGUAAAUUCCACGCGGUCUUCACCCCUAAGCUCUAUCACACCAUGUGGUUCGAGAAAAGAACCCGGCAGAAUGACACUGGGGCACACUGCAAGAGAUGGCACCCAUUGCCCACAUCCGAUCUCGACCUCCCGGCGGUCGAAGCGCGGGUCACCUGUCCACGCAAGGUCCACCUCUGGCUUCACACACUCGGCGAGCACCGGCGGCUGCGCCAACACACGCGGUGUGUGUUCCUGAUGAGCAAUCUCGAUCUCAUGGACAACGGGGUCGGUCGCGACCAUGCCUUGGGCUGUGACGUACCCGUCUGUCGUCGGUUCGAUUGGCGCAUGCUGGCGACGCUCCCCGGACUCCAGCACUUGCGUCUUUCUCCGUACUGGAUGGGUUUCUUCGUCCAGACCCGCGAACCCAUUCCGGACUUGCAGAGCGUCAGGAUCGCGUUGCCCGUCGAGUCUCGCCAUUGGGCCCCGCCACCUCCGUGGAAUCCGCGGGUUCAGUGGGACGUGGCCGAUGUCUUGUGCCUCGCCUGCCAACCUCACGUCAAGGACGUCCGGCUGUUCGGGGGCCAGCUGAUCUGCCACGGUCCGGGCGAUCCCGAGGAGAAUUCCGAGGAAGGCUCAUCCUGCGUUCACGCGGCACAGCCCUGUCGGUCUCGGGCGACCACGCUCGCUCUCGAUGGCGUGGUGGCCCAGGGUGACGCUCUCCGCUCACUCCUCCACUCGAUGCCCCAGCUGAGGACGCUGUCCUGGCGGCGGCCGACGAAUACGUGUCACACGUGGCAGGACUGCCAGUGUGAGAGAAACAUCCUACAGGACCUUGACGUGUCACUCGCAACGGCCCAGAUCGGCCUGCACCGGCUCGAACUGGAUCUGGCCGAUCACGAGUUGGACGCGUGUUGGCCCUGGCGAUGCCCGCGAGAACGUCACAUUCUCGUCUCGCUGCCCGCCCUCGCUCGGUUGGAGGUGUUGAAGAUCGCGACGGAGCUGGUCGUCGGGCGUAGGACCUGUCCGCGGAACCCUCGAGCUCGGGAUCUCCAGACCAAGCCCACGCGCACCCUGGCCAAGCAGCUGCCGCCCAGGGUGCGCGACCUCACAUUGUCCGUCGACUCCUCACAUGCCAUGUACGAGGCGGGUUACCGAUCCAGUUUGAUCACCGGCUUGGUGGAGGAUCGAGAUCGCCUGUCCUCCCUUGAACGUGUGCUCAUCCUCGACCGCAGUGGGGAAGCUUACAACCACGACGUUUGCCGCGAGUGCUGCAUGCAGGAGGCUAGGUCCACCGCGUGGGAUGCACGGGGCGCGAGGGCCCUCUGCCGCAGAGCGGGAUUUUUCCUGACGUACCAAAGGCCCUCUGGAACUUGGCGUGACACGGCAGGACCUUGA
Messenger RNA from Exophiala aquamarina CBS 119918, 1461 nucleotides. RefSeq lists its product as uncharacterized. The record is from RefSeq and is a predicted model, not a curated record. The transcript has a single exon. Lineage: Eukaryota; Fungi; Ascomycota; Eurotiomycetes; Chaetothyriales; Herpotrichiellaceae. Bases 1 to 1461 code for a protein of 486 amino acids.